UUAAACUUGUCAUAUUUGGAUAUGAUAAAUAUUUCAUAUUUGGGCUUUGAAAAAAAACUUGAACCUGGGCCCAAUGACUUUCUGAGACUUUUCUUCCACAAACCAAUUAACAAACGGCAUCAUUGGGAUUUGUGUUUGUUCAUUGAGCUCUCAGUUCCUCACUCGAUCUCCAUCGCAAGCUCAAGUGAAGAUGACAAGAAAACCAAAGUUACGGAGUAUGAGAUCAACUGUCCACACGAUGUUUUCCUCAGCUUCAGAGGGGAAGACGUGCGCGUCAGAUUCCGUUCCCACUUUCUCAAGGAGCUCAACCGCAAACUAAUCACUCCCUUCAAGGACGAUGAGAUUGUAAAAGGCAGAUCCAUUGGCCAUGAGCUGAUCAACGCCAUUAGAGGAUCGAGGAUCUCUGUUGUCGCGUUCUCUGAUAACUACGCAAGUUCCAGCUGGUGCUUGGAUGAGCUGGUGGAGAUCAUCAAGUGCAGGGAAGAACUUGGCCAAAUUGUGAUACCAAUUUUCUAUGACGUGGAUCCUUCUCAUGUCAAGAAACAAACUGAAGGCUUUGGUGUGAUCUUCGAGAAGACUUGCCAAGGCAGAAAGGAGGAAGAGAAGCUUCGGUGGCGUCGAGCGUUGACUCAAGCAGCAACCAUAGCCGGAGAGGAUUCUCGGAACUGGUCUGACGAAGCAAAGAUGAUUGAGAAAAUCGUCAAUGAUGUUUCCAACAAACUGUGUUCAACAGCAUGCAAUGAUUUUGACGACUUUGUUGGAAUCGAAGCUCACAUGAAAAACAUGAAUUCGUUGUUGGAGUUGGAGUCAGAGAGGGUGGUAAUGGUAGGGAUUUGGGGUCCAUCUGGUGUUGGUAAGACUAGCAUAGGACGAGCUCUCUUUAGUCAACUCUCCUGUCAGUUCCAAGGAAGCAUUUUUAUUGACAAGACUAAGGAGAUUUAUACUAGGGCCAACUCUUACGACUACAACACCAAGUUGGACUUACAAGCACAGUUUCUGUCUGAAAUUUUGGACCAGAAGGACAUAAAGGUACAUAGUUUACAUACGAUGAUAGAUAGGUUAGGGCAGAAGAAAGUUCUUGUUGUGUUUGAUGAUAUGGAUGACCAAGUCCUCUUAGAUGCCGUGUUGGGAAAAACUAGAUGUGUUGGUCCUAGAAGUAGAAUUGUAGUGAUUUCGAAGGACAGGGAGCUUCUUAGGGCCUGCGGAAUUGAAUCUGAUCGUAUCUAUGAGGUGGAAUACCCGUCUAAAGAGCUAGCUUCCCAGAUGUUCUGCCGAUGUGCGUUCGGACAAGACUCUCCACCUGAUGGUUUUACGGAGCUUGCUAGUGAUGCUGUAGAGCUCAGCAGGAAUCUUCCACUGGCUCUCAACGUUUUGGGUUCAUCCCUCGCUGGGUUGAGGAAGGAGGAGUUGGAAGAGAGGAUGCCUAAGCUCGUAAAUCGUAUGGCUGGACAGGUUGAUAAAACAUUAAAAGACAGCUAUGACAGGCUAAAAGAAGAAGAUAAAGCUAUAUUCCGUCACAUAGCAUGCUUAUUUAAUCAUAAACCAUGUGACUACGUGAAAGGAUUGCUUGAAGAUAGUAAGUUGGAUGUGGAUGUUGGACUUGUUACUCUAGCUGAACGGUGCCUCAUUCAGAUAUCAGAGGAUAAGAUCAUAAGGAUGCACGAUUUCCUGCAAAAAAUGGGUAGAGAAAUCGUUCGGCAACCAUGUAUUCAGGACCCUGGAGAACGUGAAUUCUUAUUGGAUUCUAAGGAGAUCUAUGAUGUACUUGUUGAUGGAACUGGAACUAAAAGUGUUUUAGGCAUAUUUUUGAACUUACGUGAAAUCGAGGAUGAAUUAUCUAUUAGCGAGGAAGCAUUCAGUGGGAUGAAAAACCUUCGGUUUCUAAGAAUCUACGGGGUCUCAGAGGAGGAUAAAGAAACCAUUUUGCAAUUACGGGGAGGCAAAAACCGUAGGAGGCGCCAACUUGGAUUACGAAAAUGGUACUGGUGGGGGUCCAUGCAUUUACAAGAAGGCAAAAACCAUAUUUGGCGCCAACUUAGAUUACUGGAAUGGUGGGGGUGCUCAAUGACAAGCAUGCCUUUGAACUUUCGUGCAGAAAAUCUUGUUGAGCUCAGAAUGCCGGAUAGUCAACUUCACAAAUUGUGGGAAGGAGUUGAGGUGCUUAAAAGCCUCAAGACGAUGGAUUUGCGGAGAUCUAAACACCUGAAAGUAUUCCCAGAUCUUUCAAAGGCAACCAAUCUUGAGGAACUGUAUCUUGAAGAUUGCUGUAGUCUGGUGACGAUUCCUUCCUCUAUUCGUAGUCUCAAGAAACUGAGGAAGCUAGACAUGAAAAGAUGCACAAAACUGCGGGAUCUUCCAGCGAACAUUGACUUGGAGUCUCUACAUUCCCUCAACUUCAGUGGGUGCUCACAGUUAAGAAGUUUUCCUCAUAUCUCAAGGAAUAUUUCACAUCUCUUUCUAGAUGAAACCAAGAUUGAAGAAGUUCCUGAGCGGAUAGAAGACAUCUCUAGACUCAGUUACGUAUCGAUGAAAGGUUGCAAAAAUUUAAAAAGAAUAUCCCCAAACAUUUCGAAACUGGAGGUGAUAUUCUUUUCAGACUCUUAUUCUUUGGAUGAACAGAGUCACUAUACACAAGAAUGUGCACACAAGAUUAACAUUCCAGUAUCAAGUGGGUCUUCUUCUCGCAGUUGGAAGAAUGACGUCUUCCUAAGCUUCUAUGGGAAGGAUGUUCGCAAAACUUUAAUCAGUCACUUGUACAAGGAGUUCAGUAUCAGAAAGGUCACUGCAUGUACUGAUGAUAUGCUUGUGCCAGGCGAUGAGCAACAUGGGAUAAGAGAAUCAAGAAUAGCUGUAGUUGUGCUUUCAAAUAACUACGUGUCUUCGAGCUGGUGCUUGGAUGGGUUGGUGGAGAUCAUAAAGUGCGGCAAAGAGAUUGGUCAAGAAGUGAUACCCGUUUAUUACGGUGUGGAACCUGCUCAUAUCAGAACUCAGAUCCUAGACCUUGGAAAGGCCUCCAAGAAAGGGUAUACAGUAGACAAUCACAAGCAAAGGGUGGAAGCUUUGACUGUAUUAAACCAACUUAAGGGAUAUUAUUUCCCAGACUGCGACUCUGAAGCAGAGAUAAUUCAAAAAAUGGCGGACGAUAUUUCUUUUGCACUAAAUAUUACACCAAAAGAAUAUUUAGAUGUGGUGGGAGCAACAAUGCCUAGUAGUCUAAACCAGGAAACUGGGGAAGCACUGUACGAUAGGUUAGAUUGGAACGAGAAGGUUCUGUUUCGUCAUAUUGCUUGUUUUCUCAAUAAUAAGACAUAUGAGAAUGUGAUGCGGUUGCUGGAAGACAGUGAGUUGGAUGUUGGAAGUGGUCUUAAUAUUUUGUUGCAUACGUCUCUGAUACGAAUAUCAGAAAAGAGAGUCAUACGUAUGAAACCUGUGCUGCAAAAAUUAGGCAGAAAUAUAGUUCUUAGACCAUUCAUUAACCAGCCUGCAAAGCGUCAAUUCUUGAUGGAUACUAGCGAGGGUUGCGACGUUCUUAUUGAUCAAACUGGUAAUGAGAGGAUGUUUGUCAUUUCUUUUAAAGUAUCAGAGACAUCGAAAAGGGAUGAAAGAUUCAGAGGAAUGAAAAAAUUGCAGUUUCUGAGAAUGUUCAAGAAGAGUUUGUACGGUAAACAAGUCAGAGUUCAUUUAGUAAAAGGCCUCUUCUUUGUGGGAAUGACUUGAUAAUAUCUGAUGGAUAUUUUGCCGAGAAAAGGCAACACGUAUUUUAACUGGAGCCUACAUUGUUUAUCCCAUGAAGCAGCCAGUGUCGUUGCCCUCUGAAGAAAAAGAGUGAUCAACCUCGUUCUUGAAAAAAGGCAGAGUAAGGCUUUAACAGUCAAAGUGGAUAUACUCGCUUAUGUCUGCACUUGGUCUCAUUCUUUGUCGUCCAACUAUAUAUAUAUAUACAUAUUGUGAUACAUCAAGUGGAAAAGAUUUGCUAAGGACAGAAUAGAGGAAGAGAAACUUACAGCAAACAUAGCAGGAGAGGAUUCUCAGAAUAGGUACUUGCGUAAUUUUGAUCUUCCUGUUUUCUGUACAAGAUCCGGCUUCCGUUAGUAUCUACUUUAUGUUUGUGCUCUUCUGUCAUCACCAUCAAAAAUAUGAUUUCAUUGUUGAGUUUGUACUUGCAAACAGAGUUCAUGUCUGAAGGUUUUGGACCAGAAGGGCCUAAAGAUACAAGGUUUAGGUGCAGGGAAAGUUGUAUGAUUCUACUUAGUUCCACAUCUUAGCACUCUCGUUAAUAAUCACAAUACACAUCUUUGGUUCUUCACUAACUGAAUCAUAAA
Messenger RNA from Brassica napus (rape), 4322 nucleotides. RefSeq names its product disease resistance protein RPS6. Gene Ontology annotation, biological process: signal transduction; defense response. Bases 22 to 3717 code for a protein of 1231 amino acids. The record is from RefSeq and is a predicted model, not a curated record. Gene Ontology annotation, molecular function: ADP binding. NCBI's taxonomy places the organism in Eukaryota, Viridiplantae, Streptophyta, Magnoliopsida, Brassicales, Brassicaceae. The transcript is spliced from 8 exons.